Messenger RNA from Cataglyphis hispanica, 6115 nucleotides. RefSeq names its product clustered mitochondria protein homolog (gene clu). The record is from RefSeq and is a predicted model, not a curated record. Gene Ontology annotation, molecular function: protein binding; mRNA binding. NCBI's taxonomy places the organism in Eukaryota, Metazoa, Arthropoda, Insecta, Hymenoptera, Formicidae. The transcript has 17 exons. Gene Ontology annotation, cellular component: cytoplasm. The coding region runs from base 358 to 4524 and encodes 1388 amino acids. Gene Ontology annotation, biological process: intracellular distribution of mitochondria.
ACCAAUCGUGGCCACGCCUUGUAUUCCUUUCGAAACGCACGUGCGAACUGCGGGACCGCGCGCGCUCGAGUAGUGAGUGCGUCGCCCCGUGAAAAAGUCGGACAUCGUCGUCGCUCUCCGCGUAUCGGUCGGCACCGAACGGACGAUUCAAAAGGGUGUGCGUGUGCGUGAUCGAAUAAUAAAUUGGAACGAGGACCAGCGAGAAAGCGAAGACACGGACGGAGAAGAGGAGUUUCGCGUCAACUGAAGACAGACAACUACAAGAUAUAGAAAACGCUCGUUAUAUUGAACAUAUAUAUACACCCCAUCGUCAUCCUCAUCGUUUUCUUCUCCUUCGUCGCCGUCGUCGUCGUUUAAAUGGUCGCGGAAAUGGCAGUCGGCGCGCAGAUAGACACGUCUGAACGGGACACCGCUAACUCGACGAUUCCCUUGCUGAACGGCGACCAGAAACACGAGAACGCAAAGACGACCGAGGUGAAACAGGAAGCAGAAGAGAGCGGAAGUACGAGCUCUGCUGGGGAGAACGUUGUGGAAAAGGGAGAAGUCGAAGCGACGAAGGAAAGCGAGAAAGAGAAGGACAAUAAGAAUAACGAUGGGAACGAGAAGGAAACGGACGUUGUUGAUAAGGAGAAGGAUCAGAAUGAGCAAGAAGUCGUCUUCAUUCAGGACAUGGGCUUUACCGUCAAGAUUGUCAGCCCAGGUUCUGAACCUUUCGACAUACAAGUCUCCAGCAUGGAGCUUGUGCAGGAAAUCCAUCAGCUACUCAUGGAUCGCGAAGACACGUGCCACCGCACAUGCUUUUCACUGCAGCUGGAUGGCAACACAUUGGAUAACUUCGCCGAGCUGAAGAAUAUUGAGGGUCUGAAGGACGGUUCAAUCAUCAAGGUAGUAGAAGAGCCGUACACGAUGCGAGAGGCACGCAUACACGUGCGACACGUGCGUGAUCUUCUCAAGUCCGUGGAUCCCGCAGAUGCUUAUAAUGGUAUUGAGUGCAGCAGUCUAUCAUUUCUCAAUGCCGUUACGAACGGUGAUAUCUUAGAGAAGAAGAAGACUCGAGCGGAUUCGGUUGAUUGCACGCCGCCCGAUUACAUUAUACCCGGAUGUAAGGAUAGGCCCUUGUUUCCUCUCCAGCCGCAGAUGAAGGAGCAAAAGUGCCCGCCGUGCCUAAAGGUCCUAACAACGUCAGGAUGGAAUCCACCGCCCGGUCACAGAAAGCUUCAUGGAGAUUUGAUAUAUUUGCAUGUAGUCACAUUGGAGGACAAACAGUAUUAUUUGACCGCAUGCGCUAGAGGUUUCUUUGUUAACCAAUCGACCAAAGAAGUGUUCAAUCCUAAACCGGCCACACCUAGUCACUUAUGUCACAGCUUGAUUGAGCUGUUGAAUCAACUUAGUCCGGCCUUUAAACGAGGAUUUGCCGCUAUGCAACGACGUAAGACUCAAAGGCAUCCUUUUGAGCGAGUGGCAACACCUUAUCAACUCUACGCCUGGAGUGCACCGCCAAUCGAACACACCAUUGAUGCCAUUCGCGCAGAAGACACUUUCUCUUCAAAAUUGGGAUAUGAAGAACAUAUUCCGGGGCAAACUCGCGACUGGAACGAGGAACUGCAAACUACGAGGGAAUUACCACGUAAAAACCUUCCUGAGAGAUUGCUACGAGAGCGUGCCAUUUUCAAGGUUCACAGCGAUUUUGUGGCCGCCGCAACUCGUGGAGCGAUGGCGGUGAUCGAUGGUAAUGUAAUGGCGAUCAAUCCCGGCGAGGAAGCCAAAAUGCAGAUGUUUAUCUGGAAUAACAUCUUCUUUUCUCUCGGCUUUGACGUGCGUGAUCAUUACAAAGAGUUGGGCGGUGACGCUGCUGCUUUUGUUGCGCCCCGCAAUGAUCUACAAGGUGUCCGAGUAUAUGCAGCCGUGGACUUGCCUGGUCUUUAUACUCUCGGCACCGUUGUUAUCGAUUACAGAGGCUACCGCGUCACAGCGCAAUCUAUUAUACCGGGUAUACUGGAACGUGAACAGGAACAAUCGGUAGUCUAUGGAUCUAUCGACUUUGGAAAGACAGUUCUCACACAUCCCAAGUACCUUGAAUUGCUGAAUAAAGCUGGUCAACAGCUAAAGAUCCUUCCUCAUAAAGUGAUCAACGAUGCCGGUGAAGAGAUCGAACUUUGCAGCAGUGUAGAGUGCAAGGGUAUCAUUGGUAACGAUUCGCGACAUUACGUGCUGGAUCUGUUAAGAACUUUUCCGCCGGAUGUAAAUUUUUUGAAACUGGAAGGUGUCGAGCUGAGCAAGGAAGCACGAGCCUUAGGCUUCCCAGUAGAGCAUAAACACAGACUGGCCUGCUUACGCCAGGAGCUCAUAGACUCGUUUGUUGAAGCCAAAUAUGUGCAAUUUAUCAAGCACGCAGCUGUUCAUCUUCAGCAACUCACAUCAGCUAGAAGAUCUCAGAAGGAGAAAGAAGCAACUACUAAAGAAGAUAAAAAGGAGGAUUCGACUGCCAUGGUGACGGUGGAUAGUAACAAGGAAGAUUGCGCCCAAUCGCUGAUAGAAGCUGAUGAAGCUAAAAAGAUUGUCGAGAGCAUUACGGAUUCGAUCACGGGUGGCGAGAAACAAGAAUUGGAGGAGAGUACCAAGGAAAUAGUGCGAAGAGCCGCAUCGGCGGUGGGCAGUCUACGAGAUGCCGAGUUCGACGUGAGAUUUAAUCCGGAUGUGUUUUCGCCCGGCGUUAAACAUCCGGAUUUCAAUGGCGACGAUCUAAAAAAACAGAAGCAAUUAGUGAAGGAUGUUGCAGAUUUCUUACUUACAGUGCAGCUGCCGACGUUCAUACGAGAGUGCCUAGAUCAUACAGCGGCUGCGAUGGAUGGCAGUACGUUGGUGGAGGCUCUCCAUGGUAGAGGUAUCAACGUUCGCUAUCUCGGUAAAUUGGCGGCCAUGCUAGCUGCAGUACCACAGCUACAAUAUCUUAAUCGCAUUGCUGUAUCCGAAUUGAUUCUUCGAUCGGCCAAACACAUUUUCACCUCUUAUAUGCAGGGUACAGAACUGAUGGGCCUGUCCGCAGCCGUCAGCCACUUUCUUAAUUGUUUGCUGUCCUCGGCGCAAAUAAUACAUCCGCAACAAAAUCUGGAAGAGCUUCAGAGCAAAACGGCGAAACGCCGCAAUAAACGCAAAGGUAGAAAUAACGGUCCACAACAGUCGGAAGUAGAGUGGGCAUCGUUGACACCUAAAUCAUUGUGGCAGCAAAUUAAAGGUGAUUUGAAGGCCUAUUAUGAUUGGGAAACGCCAAGUCCAGAGUCUCUGGACGCUACAAUAGAGCACUUCCAUUUGCAAAAGAUUUCGCUGCUGCGUGGCUUCUGCAUCAAGACCGGCAUUCAGAUAUUGCUACGCGAAUAUAACUUCGAGAACAAGAACCGAGCAACGUUUUUCGAGGAUGAUAUACUGAAUAUUUUCCCCGUCGUCAAGCAUAUCAACCCUAGAGCUAGCGAUGCGUACAAUUUUUAUACAACCGGCCAAAGCAAGAUUCAACAAGGAUAUUUGAAGGAUGGAUAUGAGUUGAUUAGCGAGGCACUAAAUCUACUGAAUAAUGUUUACGGCGCAAUGCAUCCCGAGAUCGCACAAUGUCUCAGAAUGCUGGCGAGACUGAAUUACAUAAUGGGCGAUUACGCGGAGGCGCUCGCUACUCAGCAAAAGGCAGUUCUUAUGUCAGAGAGGGUCAAUGGUAUUGAUCAUCCGUACACCAUUACAGAAUACAUACAUCUCGCCUUAUACUCCUUUGCCAAUGGCCAAGUGUCUGUAUCAUUAAGAUUACUGUACAGAGCACGUUAUCUGGCGUUAUUAGUCUGCGGCGAGGAUCAUCCAGAAGUGGCCUUGCUCGAUAGUAACAUUUCGUUGAUCCUACACGCAGUUGGCGAAUAUGAGUUGUCACUGCGCUUUUUGGAACACGCGUUAGCUCUCAAUCUACGUUAUCAUGGUCCGCGUUCGCUCAAGGUCGCAGUGUCGUAUCAUUUAGUGGCACGCACGCAGUCGUGUAUGGGCGAUUUUCGGGCGGCGCUGAACAACGAGAAAGAGACGUAUGCGAUCUACAAGCAACAAUUGGGUGAGGAGCAUGAGAAGACGAAAGAAAGCAGCGAUUGUUUGCGUCACCUGACCCAGCAGGCGGUUGUAUUGCAAAAGAAGAUGAAUGAGAUCUACACGGGCAAGUCUGGCGUGAGUUUACCGCCGAUUCAGGUGCAGCCGCCUAGUAUGGGCUCGGUGCUAGAUAUGCUCAACGUCAUUAACGGCAUCCUCUUCGUGCAAAUUAGUCAACAAGACAUUGACAACUUUAAGGCGGAGAUCGAAAAACGGCAGAAAGAACAAUCGCAGUUGGAUAGCGAGGCUGCCAAGACCGAAAAGGACGUAAAGAAAGACGACAAGGAUACGAAAAAAGUACCUACGAUGAUGGAGAAGAAAAUUGAAAAAGUCGAGCAAAAAGCCGAGACAAAGAAACUGGAAACUAGCAAAACUGGAUCUUUGGAGCCGGUCGUGGCGGCGGAGAGCUGAGCUUUUCGCUUGUCAACGAACACCAGUAGUCUUUCUUUUUUCUUUUUCUAAGCCCUAGUCCCUCGUGGAAAUAAUUUUGCACGAAGAUUGUCGUGUGUGUACGGUAUUAUUUAUAUAUAUAAUAUAUUAUAUAUAUAAUUAUAUAUUAUAUAUAUAAAAUAAUGUAUAUAUACAUAAUAUAUAUAUUAUACAUACACAUAGAUUUGAUAUUUGCACUGUUUUGUUAUAUCGUCUAAAAACAGUUGAAGAAUCGAAAAGAGAUAAGAUGCAAAAUAAUGUCGUCAUAGUGUGUUCGCGAAAAAAGAGAAAAAUACAUAAUACAUUCGCGCGAAAGAUUGAAUUUUCACGCGAAGAACGCACACACUUAUUUGUUAUACCAAAUGUAUAUAACAAGAAGAUAAAGAAGUGCCAUGUCGCUUAAAAAGCAAUCUUCAAGCGUCUUAAAUGUCUUAAAUGUAAGAGGUAUCCUCUUCGCAUCACGAAAUCAAAGAGCAAUGUGAUUUCUUUAUUUGUGCGCGACCAUAAAUUUCUUUCCUUUUUUAAAGAGGCAACUGUCAUUUUGUCGAAACGAUCUAAAUAGCGUUGAAAAAUUGAUCGAAUUUAUAGAAAGUUCUGAAAAUAAUCUUUUCUUUCUUUUUCCCUCUAUUAUGUAUAUCAUGUUUUAUUAGUCCUUUUUGUGAAAUCGCCAUGUGCUGUUUUUUCAUUGGCUUUCGUUGUCGUUAUUAGUCGCUAUCAAUAAAAAAAAGAAAGCACCACGAUAUAUCUAAAUAAUAUGCGUAUAAUCUAUAAUCUUUCUUCAUUCAUUACAGCAGUCACGUGAAAGUGCUUCCUCUUGUACGAAUAUCAUUGAAUUACAUAUUUAAGUUUUUAUUCCUAAAAUGUCAAACUCUACAUUAUAUCUUCAACAAUUUCACCAGAGAUGAGACAAGAGUAUACAUAGCAUUGUUACCUCCAUGUUCGUUAUAAGGACACAAUGAUUGAUCGUUAAUUGAGUCACCGCGUUUAUAUAGUAAUCGAUUUUAAAUUUCGCGAUUAGAAUCGAAAAUAAAUAAACGAGAAAUAAUUGUUACUAUGCUGUUAAUAUUAAUUUUUAUUCGUCUCGCCUCUUCCGCGGCUGGAGUUAAAGUCUUUCGCGGUUUGAUUAAUGCGAUAUAGUAAUAGUUAAUAAUUUAGCAUGCAAUAAUGAUAGUAAAGAUAAACGCGAGGUUUUUAAUUAUCAAAAUAGCGGCCGAUUAACUUGUUUCAUCGUUUUUAUAGAUUUUAAGCGAAAUAUUUUAGGUGAGUAUCAAUAUUUUUUUUCGCAAAUUUUAAAAGUAAGAUUGAUCAAUCGUCAACAAAGCGAUGUAUUGCCGCGUCGAUCGCUUGUCUCGGACGGAUUCAUUUUCCCAUUGCAAUAAUAAAUAAUAAUAAUAAAUUAGUAUAUUACACUUGUUAGCGAAAUUGUACUAUAAAAAGCGAGAGAGGAGUAUAUUAAUUAUAAGGUCUAUAAUAUUAUACACAAAUAAAAAAGUUACGAAUUUGAUUUACAUAUACCAUCCUGUUACAGCAGACUUAAACAUGUUGCAUGAAUAAAAUCGUUUUAUAUGUACAA